Molecule: messenger RNA, 3084 nt
Organism: Fusarium subglutinans
Lineage: Eukaryota; Fungi; Ascomycota; Sordariomycetes; Hypocreales; Nectriaceae
Exons: 1
Coding region: 1-3084 (1027 amino acids)
Molecular function (GO): protein binding
Source: RefSeq, a predicted model, not a curated record
AUGGAUGCUCUCAGCAUUGCCAUAGAGGCUGCCGAGACGACAGUGGCAGCCCUCCCGCCAGGCCACGCUGAUCGACCUAUACUUUUGAACAACCUUGGAAUCUGCCUCGUCGAGAGGUUUACCCUGAGCAGCUCGAUGGAAGACCUCGAUCGUGCCAUUGAAGUUGCUGAUGCGGCCAUCAACUCUACGCCUCAACAGUAUCCUGGUCGAUUGCGCUAUAUGGAUAAUCUUGCGACAAGACUCGGUAUGCGGUUUGGGUUGACCGGGUCGAUUGAUGAUCUCAAUCGUGCCAUUGACCUUGUCGAAAUGGCAGUGGAAGCUACACCGCCUAACCAUAUUUAUCGCGGCCGUUUCUUAGGCAACCUUGCGAUUUGGCUUUGUAAACGAUUCGAGGGGAUUAGUUCGACGGAUGAUCUGGAUCGCGCUAUCUGGGCUGCCGAUAUGGCUGUAGAGGCCUUAUUGGACAACGCAUCUCGGCGGGAUAACUACUUGAGUAUUCUGGGGAAUUGCCUCGGCAGACGAUAUCAGCAGACGGGAUCUCUAGAUUACCUUGACCGUGCGAUAUCAGCUGCUGAGCUAUCGCUAGAGGAUCCAGACCAAGAUGCCAUCCAUCGAGCCGCUUACUUGAACACUCUCGGUCUGUGGCUUGGUGAACGAUCUGAUCGAACCGGCUCCAAGGCCGAUCUUGAUCGUGCCGUCGAAGCUACCGAAAUGGCAGUCGAGGCUUUACCGCCCGAGCAUCCUGAGCGAGUCAUGUGUCUGAUCAAUCUCGGCAAGAUUCUCGGCAGACGAUUUGAACUGACUGGGUCAAUGAGUGAUCUCGACCGCGCCAUCGAGGUUUCUGAUGCUGGGCGAGAACUCUUGUUGCCUAAUAGCCCUUCUCAAACCGCAUGUCUAAACAACCUUGCCAUGUGGCUGAGCAGGCGAUUUGAUCGGGCAGGCUCGAUGGACGACCUCAACCGGGCUAUACAAGUUGCUGAACUAGCUCUAACUGUCACCCCCAGGGAUCACCCCGAGCGUUCAGUCUGUUUAGGUACUCUUGGAGUUUGUCUUGGGAAGCGAUUCGAUAGAACAGCCUCGAUGGACGAUCUCAAUCGCGCCGUUGAAGUGGAAAGCACGGGUGGAGAGUCUGUUCCUCCAGGCCAUCCUUUCAAAGCGAGCCAUUGGGAUGCCCUCGGUGUAUGGCUCGAUAGACGAUUCGACAGAACUAGUUCGAUGGAUGAUCUCAACCACGCCAUCGAGGUAGCUGAAAAGGCAGUGGAGGCAACUCCUCUCGAGCACAUGGACCGAGCCAGCUAUCUUAAUAAUCUCGGAUGCUAUCUUGACAAGCGAUACGAGCGAACUGGUUCUCUGAAUGAUAUCAACCGCUCUCUGUCGUGCUUCAAGGAGGGUUGGGAUUGCCCAGGCACGCCCACGUCUAUCCGUAUUCGUCUGGCGCUGAGUGCCGCUGAAACCUAUGCCUCGCAGUCAAACUGGGAAGAAUCAAGCCAGCUGCUUGAAAAGGCCGUGGAACUGCUCCCUGCCGUCAGUCCGCGCUCGUCAGCGCAUAACGACAAGGAGCACAUGCUCGCAAACUUUGUAGGCCUCGCUUCCACAGCAGCGGCUGUCGCCUUGAACGCAGACAGAGAUGCCUAUCAUGCCUUAAAGUUGCUUGAGCUGGGCCGUGGGAUCAUCACCAAUUUUCUGAUGGACAUGAGGGGUGAUAUUUCCGACUUGAAGCAAAGACAUGCUGAUUUGGCGGAUGAGUUCGUAUCCCUCCGGGACGAGCUCGAUUCCCCGGCGGAUAGUCCAUCUCUUUCAGUCCCAACCAAUGGCGCGAGUUCCCUAGAAUCGCAAGCGAAACGACGUCGCGAGGCAGACCAGAGAUUCACAGAGCUCAUUACCGAGAUUCGUGCUCAGCCGGGCUUUGGGAGCUUUUUUCUUCCGCCGACUGCAGAUGAGAUGAUGGCUGCUGGGAGCUUGGGCCCCAUUAUCGUUGUUAAUCUGAGUUCGUAUCGCUGCGAUGCCUUUCUUGUCCAACUCGAUCGCAUUUCAGUGGUAGAACUUCCUGACCUCAAGUCGGAAGAGGCACAGAAGCGAGCUCAGGGCCUGCACUCAUAUGGUCCCUCAAGCUCUUUCAACAUGGAAUCACUAGUGGAAUGGCUCUGGGAUGUUAUCUGCCGUCCGUGCCUAGACGCCCUUGGCUUUAGGGAUCCGCCUUCUGAUGAUAAUUGGCCUCGUGUGUGGUGGAUUCCCACGAGGUAUCUCAGCCGGCUUCCUCUUCACGCAGCUGGACACCAUAGUGCAGCUUCAUCAUCCACCAAUACCGUCAUGGAUAGAGUCAUGUCGACGUACGCUUCAUCCAUCAAGGCACUGAUACAUGGACGGCGACAUACCAUUCGAGAUCGUGACGCUACUGAACCGGACUCAGCCCUCCUGAUUGCCAUGCGCGAAACGCCCAAUCUAUCGGCGGGUGGACUCCUCCCAUUCGCCGUUGAUGAGUUGGAUAUGCUGGCAGCACUGUGCCCCUCACUCGGACUAGAACCCUCCUUGCCCCCGCGGCGCAGAGACGAGGUCCUCGAAGGUCUAAAGAAAUGCAAGAUAUUUCACUUUGCCGGCCAUGGGCAGUCUGAUCCGGCGGACCCUUCGCAAAGCUGCUUGCUCCUCGAGGACUGGGAGACGAACCCACUGACGGCGGGUACACUUCGUGAUCACAGGCUGCAAGAUAACCCUCCCUUCUUCGCCUAUCUCUCCGCCUGUUCCACGGGGGCCAACGAGUCCGACAGGUUCGCUGACGAGGGAGUCCAUCUUGCCCACGCCUUCCAGCUCGCUGGGUUCCGGCAUGUCGUUGGAACGCUCUGGAGAGUAUCUGACAGGUAUUCCGUCCAGGUGGCGAAGGUACUCUACGAGACGAUGCAGCAUGCAGGUGUGACAGACCAGGCCAUCUGCUUGGGUCUCCAUCGUGCUGUCAGGGCCCUGCGGGAUGGUCGUAUCGACAUGGAUGUUGAUGUGCCGAAGCGAGCAGGCGAGAUUAGGGAUAUUGUUGGUUGCGAAGAGGAUACCAAGCCACUUUACUGGGUUCCCUACGUUCACUUUGGUGUAUAG